AUGACAGAAAUUCUUUGUAGAUGGCUCAAUGAUGAGCUGUCAAUAUCUCAGAGAGUCGACCAAAAGUCAUUUUCUCGAGAAUUUUCUUCUGGAUAUCUGAUAGGGGAGGUCUUACAUAAGUACCAGCUACAAGAUGAUUUUGAUCAAUUUUCCCAAAACAAGACUGCAGAUUCAAAGCUCAAUAAUUUCACUCGUAUUGAGCCUACCCUUCAUCUUCUGGCUAUACCAUUUGAUACCAAUGUUGCACGUGAUGUGAUGACAGAAAAACAUGGGGUGGCUACAAGGCUCAUGUAUCAACUUUAUAUUGCUCUGAAUAACAAAAAGAAGGCAAACCUCACAGGUGUUGCCAUGGAAACCAUGAGGCCAGCUGCUCCAGCUAAACUGAAUGCUGUGGAAACUGGUAUCUAUGUUGAGCGAUUAAAACAUGCCACCCCAAGACAAACAGAUUUAAAUUUGGAAGCCCUUGUUGACAGAUUUCAUGAAAAACAAAUUGAGAUGGAAAAAACAGCAUUUAAAGACAGAUUUUUGGAACAAGAGCGUAUCAAAGGACAACAACAGAGUCAAAGAGAGGCUUUACUUAAUAGGUCUCGUUUGAUGAGAGAAAAACAGAGUGAACUUGUUGCUAAAAUUCAAGCAGCAACAGUGCAUAUACCCAAACCUCCACCAGGCAAAACAGCUAAGGCCAUUCAGAAAAAAAGGGACAUGAGGAAGAAAAAAGAAGCUAAUGAAACACAGCAGUCAAUAUUUCAUUUUGAGGAUAAAAUGAAGAUGAUUUUGCCACCAUCAAAGGAGGAUGAAGAUUCUAUAGACCUGGAGUACAUCAUGGUGAGAGAUGAGGAGAAACCUAUGGCUGAAUCAAUAGACCUCAUCAAACCAGCUUCAAAUGAUGAAUACAUUGGCAAGAUUCGUAAGCGACUUCAAGAGGACCAAGCAGCCAGAAAUGAGCGUGAAAAACGACGGAGGAAAGUCCUUGUUGACCAGCUAAUGGCACAUGAUUCCCAAGAGGAGGCACGCCGAGAAGAGAUGCUGGUAAACCGUUUGAUGAGACAGUCUCAACAGGAAAGGAGGAUUGCUGUACAACUUCUGCAGACACGUCAUGAGAAGGAAGUCAUUCGUAAAAACAGGAUUCUCCGUGAGAAACAGUAUGAGGAGCGGCGUCUGAAGGACUUCGAAGAUGCACUCAACAGAGAAGCUGAUCUGGCUAGACUUGCUCGUGAAGAAUAUGAAGAGCAAACUCGUAAAGAUCAGCAAAAACAUGACCAGAUUGCUGCAGAACGUGCUGAGAACAAAUACAGGAAGCAUUAUGACAUGUGUAUGGAUGUUGUUAACGAGUUGGUAAACUUCACCUGUAAAGUUGGUGAAUACAGAGAGCUCACUGAUAAGUUACUACCUGCGAAGCUGAUGCGAGAAUGGAAAUCCCUGUUUGUGGCAGGCAAACCUCUAUUUGAGCAGGCUGCACCUGUUGAGUCGACAGAACCAACCCCAGAACAGAUCCUGGAGGAGGAGCGACAACAGUUGUUAGAUGAGGGUGAUUUCAUGGAGUAUAAGAACAUGACCGGAGAGUGGCAGCCCCCUGAAGGAUGUGAAGUGACCAAGCCCCCACGGGACAACCCUAUCAUGGGCCACAUUAUACAGAGGCUCUUCAACAUGGUCCAUCCUCCAAGUCCUCCUCCACCACCUCCAGAGUUCCCUCCCUUCCCAAUACGUGCUUGCAUACUUGGAAAAGUCUUUAGUGGAAAGUCUACAGCUGUGAAAAAACUAGCUGAAGAACAUCGCUUGAUGGUGCUGUCAUCUGAUGAGUUAAUCAACGAAGCAGUAGAAGCACACAAAGCUGGGGAAACUAUGAUGGUCGAGGAGUCUGAGUCAACAACAGUUGAUGAGAGAUCAGCUACAGACUUAGGAGACCAGCCAUCAGCACCAACUGACCUUGAUGCAUCUGCAGCAAGCUUGGGUGACAAACCAACAGAACCUCCAUCAGAAGAACCAGUUGUUACAGAGGGUGAUGCUGCUGCAGAACCAACUGAAACAGCACCAGGUGCGGAGCCAUCUGCCUCUACCGAACAGGUUGAUGCAACCAAGAAAGCCAAGAAGCCAAAAGAGAAGGCAGCCCCAAAACCAGUGCCAACAAAUCGUUCCAAACUUGGAGCGAAGGCAUUGAGGUAUCUGAAGAGAGGUGCCCCAAUAGAUGAUCAAAUCAUAGUGGAUAUUUUGGUUGACAAAAUCAGAAACAUUCCAGAAGGUACAGGCUGGGUACUGGAUGGCUUCCCUGCCAACUACAACCAGGCUAAGGUGCUGGAGAAGGCACUCACUGGAUUUGCUGCUGGCCAGGAGAAAGAAAAGAAGCAAGGCAAGCAAAAACGUUCAAGUCUUGUUCCAGACCCUCGACCUGCUCCGCCACCACCAGAACCCGCAAGUGGAAUUGAUGUGGUGAUACAGUUUGACAUCACUGAUGAGCUUUGUCUCAAGAGGGCAGCUGGAAGAUCUUAUGCGCCUCAAUCUGACGUGAAGUACCACCAGGAGUUUAACCCCCCACCAGAGGGGAGUGCCACAGGAGUAGGCAAACAAGAACAGGUGGUAGCAAUAGAAGACCAAGCCCAUGAUCAGGAACAAAUCCAGCACAGAAUCACUCGUUUCCUGGAUGCCUGGCCCAAACUGGAGAAAUGGUAUGUAAAGUUUGGUACCUUGACAAAGGUAGAUGCGUCUCAAGGUGCUCACUCAGUGUAUCUGGAGGUAGAGAAGAUCCUUGAGGACACAAUGAACAGGCUACAAGGCAUAAAGGACCCAGAGAGCUCAGCUGCACCUGCUGAAAUCAUGGAGCCUGUUGAGGUUAAGGAGGAACCACCACCACCACCACCAGAACCUCCCAAGGAAGAAGUUAAGGAGGAAGUGAGACCUUCCUCAAGGAAAGGAUCAGGAAAGAAAUCAGGGUCACGACCUUCAUCAAAAGAAUCAAGGAGCAAAUCACCCAAAGACAAAAAGAGUGCCUCUCCUAAACGAGGAAGUGGCAAGAAAUCAGAAAAUGGAAGUGCCAAGAAAGGCAGCAGGGGAUCAUCACCUAAAUCUAGGACAAAAUCAGGAAAGAAGGGCAAGACUCCUGAACCUGAACCAGAGCCAGAACCAGAAGAACCCAAAGGACCUCCACCCCCAGAACCAGGUUCAGAAGAGUGGGAAUUUGUCAACCUCAAAUUGGAAGAUGAGAUUGCCACUAUCCUUGCUAAUUACUGGGAGUCUACAGAACAGACUUAUGUCAAAAAUUCCAAACAUGUAUUCCGUAAAGAGAGGGAGGAACGAGAAAAUAUUUAUAGAUAUUUCCAUCAAAUUAGGAAAGAUUUCUUGGCCUUCCUGCGGAGACCUGAUAACAAACAGGUGUAUGAGGCGCAGUGGCAGAAAGAAUAUAAUGAGGUACCAGAUGAUAUGAGAGAUGAUGAGGAGACAAAGACAGAAUUACACCAGCGUGUAGAUGACCUUCGUGAGGACCUCUGGUCGAUCUGUGAUGCCCGUAAAGCACAGUCAGAAGAAGAACGUGAGAACAUCAUCAGUGAUGGUUGGCUGGAUGACCGUCUGGGCGUGCUCAGUAACUACUACCUGACACAGAUGCAGGCUGAGGUUGACAGGUACCAGGACACUGUUCGAGUGAUGAAAGAUUAUUACCGUGGCAUGGAAGGAACCAUUCCUGAUGAACUCAACGCUAACUACAGCAGGAUACCCCUCAUAGAGCUGCCAGUAGACCGCCCUGACUCCCCUGACAAGGCUGCCAGUGAAACUACCCCUACCCCUCCAGCCCAGGAGGAGCCACCCCGAACACCCAGAUCUGGGGACCGGCCUCGUUCAAGCCGAUCCAAGUCACCAAAGGAACGGAAAUCAAGAACACCUUCUGGAAAGAAACGUGACAAGAGUAAGGAAAAGAAAACAGAAUCUGCUGAGCCUACACCAACUGAAGAGACUGGUCGUAAAAGAAUUCCACUGGUUCCCCGGCGACCAGUAUCACCAGAUGCAGAUGCCAAGGCUGGAGGAGCCUCGGGUAAGGACAAGAAAGACAAGAAGGGAGGAAAGAAGGAUGAAACAAGUGGAUCAGAGAGUCCUGCCCCUCCCAUGGAUCCUGAUGAGAAACUCAUCUAUGAUGCUUACCAGACUGGGGUUACAGGCUUGGGUCAGAUUCUCCAAGCAGAAUAUGCUGCCAGAGAGGCUCAAGAGGAGGCAGAGAAGAGGAAAGAUGAAGAAAGAGAGCGAGAGAAGCAAGCAGCUGCAGCUGCUGCAACCAAAGCCAAGGGUGCAAAGGAUAAGGGAAAGAAGGGCAAGAGUCGCAGCCCCUCACCCAAGAAAAAGAAGGACACGGACUCGCAGGCCACUCCCACACCUUCGGAAGACCUUAGUGAAGAAGAUAAGCAGAAGAAGGAGACAAGGGAGAAGAUGAGAGAGGAAUACUUCUUUGCUAUCCAGGAAGAAGAACAAGCAUGUAAGACACGUCUGGAGCUGAUCAAAGCACAUGCUGUUGGAGUACUACAGGACUUAAAGAGUAAAGCAGACAACAGUUACAAGGAUAUGAAUGACUGGCUCGGUGCCAGGUUCCUUAAAGAGAUGGAAAGUAUUGAUCAGAUGUCGGAAGUGAUGAGAAAUGCCAUUGAAAACAAACAGAAACUGAAACAGGAACUUGUCCUCAAUCAGGAAGACUUCCUCCUUAAUGAAGGAUUGAAGGUGUUACGGUCACCACUACCUCCCACUCCACCUCCUCCUGUAGAGUUGGCUACGGUGGACACAUUUACGGUGGAACAACUCACCAAUAUGUACAAACAGUUUACUGCCAUAGCUCCAACAGGCGUCCUCUCUGCCAGAUCAUUCACAGAGACGUUUGAGAACAUUGUGUCCGUAGCCCAUGGAAUGGAACAACUCCCUGACAUGUGGAUGAAUAUCAGUUCAGGGCAGAUCCAAGAGAUAACAUCUGGUCUGUCUGCUGAUGGGGAAUAUGUUGACUGGCGACGGUUCCUCCUGGCCAUUGCCCAGCCCAUCCCUUACCCAACCCAGUCAGACCUACUAGAAACCAUUGCAAAAUUCAAAGAGAUGGAUCAGCGUGGCACAGGCAACGUCACGCGGGAACAAUAUGACAGAUUGAACCUUUGGUUUGGGAGCCAGCCAGGUGAUGAUGUCUUCAAUAGAUUAGCCAAUCUUAAGAGAUGCCUGUUUGAUUUCUUUGCUGAUCACAGUCGCAACCCUCCUACACUGGACUAUGUCAGCAUGUUAAUGUACUUUGGUGCUUCGUCCCAUGCAAACGAGGGAUUCUUGCGCUCACUCAGUGUAUCAGCAGGCCAGCACAUGCCUAGACUGCCAAAACCAGAACCUACGGCUCCCAGUAUAGCAGAAAGUACACCGGAUAUUGUGGAUGACCCCUCGCCACCCCCUCCCAUCCCCACAGAUAUCCCUGCUGAAGCAAUGGAUGCCUUAGUUCCUCUUGAGGCUCUGUACCGUGUGUUCCACCAUGGGGAGUCAGCCAAGGGUGACAGCCAUCGUUUCAGUGUAUGUGCUGACCCAGAAGAUGCCACGUCUAGGGAGAAGCUGUCAAGUGUCUACCAGGAACUUGGAAGUGAUAAUGCUGAACCUGUCCCCUUUAAGGUUCUAAUGGAGCACCCCCUCAUUCAAGACAUCGUUAAUGCCUGUAGCACAUUCAAAACACUGGAUAUUAAGGGCAUUCUGUCCAACCCCCAUCCAGAUUUGGAUCUCCAUAGCACCAAGACUAUGGAAUAG
Messenger RNA from Ylistrum balloti, 5739 nucleotides. Its product is annotated as sperm flagellar protein 2-like. Bases 1 to 5739 code for a protein of 1912 amino acids. NCBI's taxonomy places the organism in Eukaryota, Metazoa, Mollusca, Bivalvia, Pectinida, Pectinidae. The record is from RefSeq and is a predicted model, not a curated record. Gene Ontology annotation, molecular function: protein binding. The transcript has 39 exons.